AUCAAAGUUGUGGCGCAUUUAAGCGAGCGGUUUGCUUUAACAGUCUCCUUUCUUUCUUUCCCUCCUGCUGCUGCAGUUUUACUCUACGUGCUUCCGUCGGAUGUUUUAUAAUAUUUUUUAAAAUAAAUUUGACACUAGAUGCAUCAAAGUAUAAACUUGUAACUCCACAAUCAAAAUUAAGUUGUAUCGAGGAGACGAGCAAGAUCAAAAACAUUAUCAUCACAACUCGUCACGGAAUCCGUCCUCAGAAUCAGAAUGGUGUCCAUCCGAAAAAUGCGCAUGGUCGACCUGACCUCCGUCCAACACGUGAAUUAUGUCUGUCUUGCUGAAAAUUUCCGUUUUAAGUAUGCCAUGUAUCACUUGCUGGCAUGGCCUCAAAUCUCAUUUGUCGCGGAAGACGUCGCGAAAGGGACAAUCAUCGGUUAUUGUCUCGCCAAAAUGGACGAAGACGAUUUUGAAGUUCGCCCCUUGGGAUAUAUAACGUCACUCGCGGUGCAUAGGCAAUAUCGCCGUCGAGGAAUUGCGACUCUGCUUAUGGAACAAACGAUUCAGGCAAUGAUUUCAGUUUUCAACACGCCAGAAGUAACUCUUCACGUCCGUGUUACCAACGCGCCCGCGAUCGUGCUGUACACGAAGAUGAACUUUAAGGAAGUGUGUCGCGACCCCCGAUACUAUUUUGACGGGGAGGACGGAAUUCUUAUGAAACUCGAUCUACUUCAAUACGCGCUCUUGCGUGGGGUCCAGCCUGCCGAUAGGGGCACGUUCUUUCUGAAGAUCGAUUUAAAAAAGAUGAUCAGACAACAGGAUAGUCUGAAAUCUGAUGAUUCGUUCGUGGCAGAGGAACUAGAGAAGUUGAGUCUUCAAAUGAAAGAAAACGAUAGGAAGAAGCAAGCUGAGGCAAAUUGUGAGUUCGGGCCGAAAGCUUCCACUUCCUCUGACGCCUUAAAAGCGAUGAGAUCUGAAGCGUCAUCCCCUUCAUCGAGUACAACGUCGACGCCAACAUCAACACCAACGUCGACCGCAACGACAACGAAGCGGACACGGUCUGAAGCGGAGGCUGCAGGAGCUGCGAGAUGGAAAGCUCGAAAGGAAGAUAGAAGGAAUAAACGCAAGUGUAAAGAAUCUGGUCAGGACGAGACCCCAAACCGGAAACCCGAUCCUGAUGAUGAGCCCGACGAGGGUGCGACAGGAUGUUCUUCUCCUCGUGUGCCAUAGAUUUGACUAUUUUACGAAAAAACGGAAUUGAAUUUUAACUUGGAUAAGGACAGGUUUUAAUACUGAUUUUAAUUUAUAUUUAUUUUAAUAAUUUUAUCACUUAUAAUAACACAAUCAAUUUACAACUUAAGAUUUAUUUUUAUUAUUUCAUCUAUUAUAAUGAUACACAAUCAAUUUAUAAUUUAAUAAUUCCAAUGUGUUUUUAAAAUACUUUUUUAUACAAGAUUUAAUGUAAUAAAUAAUUUCAAUCGUGCCAUUCUGCACAAUAUUCCUAAAUUAA
Molecule: messenger RNA, 1495 nt
Organism: Folsomia candida
Lineage: Eukaryota; Metazoa; Arthropoda; Collembola; Entomobryomorpha; Isotomidae
Product: N-alpha-acetyltransferase daf-31
Exons: 4
Coding region: 256-1215 (319 amino acids)
Biological process (GO): N-terminal peptidyl-glutamic acid acetylation
Cellular component (GO): NatA complex
Molecular function (GO): protein-N-terminal-glutamate acetyltransferase activity; protein N-terminal-serine acetyltransferase activity
Source: RefSeq, a predicted model, not a curated record